GUCUUGCACAGGUGUACCGGCUCCUCCCCUUCAGUCUUGCACAGGUGUACCUGCUCCUCCCCUUCAGUCUUGCACAGGUGUACCGGCUCCUCCCCUUCAGUCUUGCACAGGUGUACCGGCUCCUCCCCUUCAGUCUUGCACAGGUGUACCGGCUCCUCCCCUUCAGUCUUGCACAGGUGUACUGGCGCCUCCCCUUCAGUCUUGCACAGGUGUACCGGCUCCUCCCCUUCAGUCUUGCACAGGUGUACUGGCUCCUCCCCUUCAGUCUUGCACAGGUGUACCGGCUCCUCCCCUUCAGUCUUGCACAGGUGUACCGGCUCCUCCCCUUCAGUCUUGCACAGGUGUACCGGCUCCUCCCCUUCAGUCUUGCACAGGUGUAGUACCGGCUCCUCCCCUUCAGUCUUGCACAGGUGUACCGGCUCCUCCCCUUCAGUCUUGCACAGGUGUACCGGCGCCUCCCCUUCAGUCUUGCACAGGUGUACUGGCUCCUCCCCUUCAGUCUUGCACAGGUGUACAGGCUCCUCC
Molecule: messenger RNA, 525 nt
Organism: Staurois parvus
Lineage: Eukaryota; Metazoa; Chordata; Amphibia; Anura; Ranidae
Source: the annotation of a GenBank genome assembly